UGUUGUUGUAACUUUGAUUAUCUCCCUUUUAGAAUCUUCCACAAUGUCUGCCCUUGGAAGGAUUUUUUUAGCACCAAGGCCAAUUUACCAGGCUGCUGUUCGGCUGCAGCCAAGAUGUCUGUACAACACAGUGCAAGGAAAGGGAGACUUCAUUGAUGUCAGUUUGAAAGAGAAGGCCCCAACUGAUCGUACUCUGCGUGAAACAGCUGAUGUCUAUGGAGUUGGCUUUUUUAUUGCAGAACUAUUUAAAGGAUUCAGUAUCGCCAACAGCAUGGUGCUCCGGGAGCAAGCAACCAUCAACUACCCAUUCGAGAAGGGUCCCCUCAGCCCCCGUUUCCGUGGUGAACACGCACUCAGACGCUACCCCUCCGGUGAAGAAAGGUGUAUUGCUUGCAAGCUGUGUGAAGCAGUGUGUCCUGCACAGGCCAUCACCAUCGAGGCAGAAACUCGUGCCGACGGCAGCAGGCGGACUACACGGUAUGACAUUGACAUGACAAAGUGUAUCUACUGUGGCUUCUGUCAGGAGGCCUGCCCUGUGGACGCCAUUGUUGAGGGUCCUAAUUUCGAGUUCUCAACUGAGACUCACGAAGAGUUGCUGUACAACAAAGAGAAGUUGCUAAGCAAUGGUGAUCAGUGGGAAGCAGCCAUAGCAAAUAACCUGGAGGCCGACUAUCUCUACCGAUAGACUGUUAUCAUACUAAAGCGCUUAAUGGAUUUUUAUUGACACUGUUUUGACAUUAAUAUGUUCUGUGCUUGUUGCGAAAGAUGAAGUGCAAGUUAUUUCCUAACAUACAUAACAUAGAUUUUAGGCAUUUGGCUAAAAUUGAAUUGGUGGUUCUUUUGUUUUACCAGCGUAGUAUCAGAUUUUCUUGGAAUGAUUUAACUUAUAUUAUGGUUAUGCAGAUUUGUUAAAUGUAAAAAUUGUUUGAAAUAAACUAUGAAAUAUUA
Messenger RNA from Dreissena polymorpha, 948 nucleotides. Its product is annotated as NADH-ubiquinone oxidoreductase subunit 8-like. Lineage: Eukaryota; Metazoa; Mollusca; Bivalvia; Myida; Dreissenidae. Gene Ontology annotation, molecular function: 4 iron, 4 sulfur cluster binding; NADH dehydrogenase activity. The record is from RefSeq and is a predicted model, not a curated record. Gene Ontology annotation, biological process: mitochondrial electron transport, NADH to ubiquinone; mitochondrial respiratory chain complex I assembly. The transcript has 6 exons. Bases 44 to 685 code for a protein of 213 amino acids. Gene Ontology annotation, cellular component: membrane.